CAAGAAAAUGUCUGCCUUUGAGCUCUUCAUCUUGCUGUCUCUUCUGAUCUCAACCCUAUUUCAUGCCUUCAAUUGUAUCAAGAGAAGAACACAAGCCACUGAUUCUUCACCUCUCAAUCUUCCGCCGGGAAACAUGGGUUGGCCCUUCAUCGGAGAAACCAUUGGUUACCUCCGCCCCUACUCCGCCACCACCAUCGGAGCUUUCAUGGAACAGCACAUAUCAAAGUUUGGGAAGAUAUACAAAUCGAAUCUUUUUGGGGAACCGACGAUCGUUUCAGUGGAUCCAGGGUUGAACCGAUACAUAUUGCAAAACGAAGGGAAGCUAUUCGAAUGCAGUUAUCCAAGAAGUAUCGGUGGGAUUCUUGGAAAAUGGUCCAUGUUGGUUCAGGUUGGCGACAUGCAUAGAGACAUGAGGUUAAUCUCACUCAACUUCUUGACCAAUGCUCGACUCAAGACUCAACUUUUUAGAGAAGUUGAAAAAAACACUUUGUGGGUAUUAGAUUCUUGGCAAGAAAGUUCAUCUUUUUGUGCCCAAGAAGAAGCCAAGAAGUUUACUUUCAAUUUAAUGGCGAAACAUAUCAUGAGUUUAGACCCUGGAAAACCAGAAACUGAGCAACUCAAGAAAGAAUAUGUGACUUUCAUGAAAGGUGUGGUUUCUGCCCCUUUAAACUUCCCUGGGACUGCAUACAGAAAAGCUUUAAAGUCUAGAGCGAUCAUUCUUAAGUUCAUUGAAACACGAAUGGAUGAGAGGAUUCGGAAGUCAGAUGGAGACGAUGUGGAGAGACUAGAAGACGAUUUACUCGGAUGGGUGUUAAAGAAUUCUACCCUCUCGAAAGAGCAAAUUCUUGAUUUGGUACUGAGUUUGCUUUUCGCGGGCCAUGAAACCUCUUCGGUUUCCAUAGCCUUAGCCAUUUAUUUCUUGGAGGCUUGUCCGACUGCUGUUCAACAACUUAGAGAGGAACAUGAAGAAAUCGUCAAUGCGAAGAAGCAGUCUGGCGAGAAGGACUUGACUUGGGACGACUAUAAAAAGAUGGAAUUUACACAGUGUGUGAUCAAUGAGACGCUAAGAUUCGGGAAUGUGGUGAGAUUCCUCCAUAGAAAGGCUAUUAAAGAUGUGCGGUAUAAAGGUUAUGACAUUCCAUGUGGGUGGAAAGUGCUACCGGUGAUUGCAGCUGUGCAUUUAGAUCCUGCAUAUUUUGACCAACCAUACCAUUUUGAUCCAUGGAGAUGGCAGAAUGCUUGUGGGAAGUCCUCCAGCAAUGCGACGAUGCCUUCUCCCAAUAACUUCAUGCCAUUUGGCGGAGGACCUCGAUUAUGUACCGGAUCAGAGUUGGCUAAACUAGAGAUGGCGAUAUUUAUUCAUCAUUUGGUCCUGAAAUACGAGUGGAAAUUGGUGGAAUCAGAUCAAGCUUUUGCUUAUCCAUACCUGGACUUUCCGAAAGGUCUACCAAUAAGAAUCCGUCGUCUGAAACAGUCUUGUUAUAACCUGAAAAAGUCGAGCAUCGAUAACGUCCAAAAUAAUCAUUAAUGAUGGAUAACGAAAGACCUCAUCAAAAUCUUAU
This is a messenger RNA of Cynara cardunculus var. scolymus (artichoke), 1562 nucleotides long. Its product is annotated as cytochrome P450 90B1. The record is from RefSeq and is a predicted model, not a curated record. Gene Ontology annotation, biological process: sterol metabolic process. NCBI's taxonomy places the organism in Eukaryota, Viridiplantae, Streptophyta, Magnoliopsida, Asterales, Asteraceae. The transcript has 8 exons. The coding region runs from base 8 to 1528 and encodes 506 amino acids. Gene Ontology annotation, molecular function: oxidoreductase activity, acting on paired donors, with incorporation or reduction of molecular oxygen; heme binding; iron ion binding.